Gordionus sp. m RMFG-2023 is the source of this 1021-nucleotide messenger RNA. RefSeq lists its product as uncharacterized. NCBI's taxonomy places the organism in Eukaryota, Metazoa, Nematomorpha, Gordioida, Chordodea, Parachordodidae. The coding region runs from base 95 to 805 and encodes 236 amino acids. The transcript is spliced from 3 exons. The record is from RefSeq and is a predicted model, not a curated record.
UUUUGUUAAUUGCUAUGUAUUAACCGACGACGUGCAUUAUCUUUAGUGUAUUUUUCCAUGGUUAGAUCAUUAACAUAAUUUGUUUACCCAUAAUAUGAGUGACAAAGAUCUCCAAGAGACAGAUAAUUCUAACACACCUGUUUUGAAAUUUCCAUGGCCAGUAUAUAAUCCUUAUUUUGUAAUAAAGAAACACAAAAAGGAUGUAAACUCCAUAGUGGUAGAAUGCAAACUCUGCCUUCCAAAAAAAAAUCAUUUGUCAAUUUCACUUUCCUCAACAUCUAAUAUAAAAAAACAUUUAAAGAGAAAACAUUAUAGCACCUUCAUUAUAUUAGAUAAAAAAUCAAGAUGCACAUCUUUAUUACCAUAUAUUAACAAAAAAUCAAAUGAAUGCACAUCUAUAUCACCAUAUCAUGUUAAAGAUGGACUAUCUUCCAAUGAAUUUUUUGACUCUGUUAAGCCUGAGAAUCUGCCAAAUAAAGUUCUAUCUGGAAAUUUAGAAAAUUUAUCUCUAACUAACUCGGUUAUUGCUGAACAAUAUAAUAAUAAUAAUUUUAGUUCCUUAAUUACUGAGAUAUCUAGAGGAAACCUAUUAGAAGAGUCAGAAAAGAACAAAACUGAGAUAUUACAGGCUAAUGAUCAAGAUCCCACAAAACAUUUAGCCCUAUAUAUAAGUACAGAAAUAGCAACACUACCAACAGAACAUGCUGAAAAAUUUCGAUUAUGGUUAUUAAAUCACUUCUAUCUUGGUAUGCAUACCAUGAGAAAGUGUAUUCAAAAUAAUACUGAUUUUGAUGAUUUUUUAUAAUAUAUUAUUCUCAAAUAACCAUGGUAAUUUAUUUAAUCACUUUAUUAUAGAUAUAAGCAUUUAAAGUAUUAUAAUAAUAAAUAAUACUGUUAUUGAAUUGUAUUUUAUUAGAGAUAUAAUAAUUAUUUUUAUCACUGUGCCAUUUUUACCUAAAAAUUGAAUCCUUUGAUAGUCAUAAUGGUAUUACUCUUAUACCACUUUUUAAAAUCCUUUUAU